This is a messenger RNA of Amaranthus tricolor (Joseph's coat), 1296 nucleotides long. Its product is annotated as acid phosphatase 1. The transcript is spliced from 4 exons. NCBI's taxonomy places the organism in Eukaryota, Viridiplantae, Streptophyta, Magnoliopsida, Caryophyllales, Amaranthaceae. The coding region runs from base 352 to 1140 and encodes 262 amino acids. The record is from RefSeq and is a predicted model, not a curated record. Gene Ontology annotation, molecular function: acid phosphatase activity.
AAGUCUUGUUCUGACUCAUCUUACGACUAAGUAGUGCUGGCCGUCCUCCCUCUUAAACCUGCCACCUUCUUUGUUUUUUUGUUGGUGGAGAAUUUUUGUAUAUUUUGUGUAACACUACCUACCUAUUUCAAUUCUUCUCUAUAUAUAUAUUCAUCAAUCAGAUGUGAAACUGAUCACUGCCUUCUCUUUAUUUCUACAUCAUACUCCUAUAAAUUAGUUACAUCUUUAUUUUUGAUUUGGAACCCAAGAAGAGAGCACGUUGAUGCACGUCCAUGCCCACCAACUGAUAUCAUCAUCAUCCGAUCUCAUCUGAUCUAGUGUAGUGAUCGAUCUAUUAUCGGAUCAGAUUGGAUGGGUUGGUGGGAGAGGAUGAAGAUAAGUAAGGUCCUUGUAAUAGUAAUGUUAAUGGCAGUUACAGUAGAAGUGAGCAUGGGAAAGCAUAAAAAGCGGGAUUCAGCAGAAACAACAAGUAGUGAAGCAAAUUACAAUUACUGUCUAAGUUGGAGAAUGGCAGUUGAAUCAAACAACAUGCGAGGUUGGAGGACAAUUCCAACACAGUGUUGGAGGUACAUACAGAGUUACAUGGUGGGUGGUCAGUACACACGUGAUAUAAGCUUGAUUGUCGACCAAAUAUAUGCUUAUCUUGAUGAUUCUGUUUCACCCCUUGCUGAUGGCUUUGAUGCUUGGGUCUUUGAUGUCGAUGAUACUUGUCUUUCUAACCUCUUUUAUUAUCAAGCAAAACGCUUCGGGUGUGACCCCUACAAUCCAACUGAGUUUAGAUUAUGGGCGCUAAAAGGGGAGAGUCCAGCAAUUCCUGCAGUCUUACAAUUGUUCAAUAAAUUGACUCUAACAGGAUUCAAGGUGAUGUUAAUAACUGGAAGGGACGAAGAGACCCUUUUCGAUGCUACUUUUGAUAAUCUCACACAAGAAGGUUUCAUUGGCUAUGAACGUCUCAUUAUGAGGUCACCUGAAUAUAGAGGACAAGGUGCAAUGAUGUUCAAGUCAGAGAUGAGAAAGCAGCUGAUAGAGCAAGGCUACAGAAUCUGGGGAAAUGUAGGAGACCAAUGGAGUGACCUCCAAGGCAAUUUUACUGGUGAUAGAACAUUUAAGCUUCCAAAUCCCAUGUACUUUGUUCCUUAAUCUUCUUCUCUACUCCUUGUUAGGACCAAUUUUCGUGUGUGGAUCCCCUCAUCCCUACCAACAUGUAAAACUUAUAGAGCUAUGUUCUAUGGUUAAUGCCUAUUUCGUGCAUGCAUGUAAAUUUGUGAAGAAACAAGAUGAUUUCGGAACAACAAA